Molecule: messenger RNA, 5919 nt
Organism: Anarrhichthys ocellatus (wolf-eel)
Lineage: Eukaryota; Metazoa; Chordata; Actinopteri; Perciformes; Anarhichadidae
Product: collagen alpha-1(XI) chain
Exons: 65
Coding region: 1-5244 (1747 amino acids)
Biological process (GO): extracellular matrix organization
Molecular function (GO): extracellular matrix structural constituent conferring tensile strength
Source: RefSeq, a predicted model, not a curated record
AUGCAGAGAUACCCUCAGAAACGCAGGCGCUGGCCCAGUGAUGAUGAUGAGGAACUGCAGAUCGAACUCACCAGUCCUUCUUGUCUCUUUGCAGCCAAUCCCAUUGACGUCCUGAAGGUCCUGGAGCUGUCGGACGAUAUGGAGGGCGUGUCGUUGGAGUCAGGGCUGUGCACCGGCAGGCAGGGACGAGGGGAGACGGACCUCUCCUUUAAGAUCGACAAGAAGAUUCAACUGAGCGCGCCCACCAAUCAACUCUUCCCUGAUUCGCCAUUCCCUGUGGACUUCUCAGUGAUGACAACAGUCAGAGCUGUAAAAGGCUCACAGGUCUUCCUCCUCUCGCUGUACGACUCGCAGGGCACACAGCAGCUGGGCGUGGAGGUCGGCCGCUCUCCCGUCUUCCUGUACGAGAACCACGAGGGUCAGCCACCUCCAGAGCUGUACCCCACCUUUAGAAAGAUCAACCUGGCUGAUGGCAAGUGGCACAGAGUGGCCUACAGUGUGGAGGGCCAGUCAGUGACUCUCUACCUGGACUGUGUGAAACUGGACACCCUGGACCUGCUCAGAGGUCCCGACCCCCACGUCAGCACUGAGGGGGUCACCGUGUUCGGAACGCGACUGUUGGACGAAGACGUGUUCGAGGGAGACAUCCAGCAGCUGCUGAUCAUCGAUGACCCCAGAGCAGCAGAGACGUACUGUGAGGACUACAUCCCGGACUGUGACGCCGCUUUGCCCUACAGCGGGAUAUUAGCAGAGGCGGAGGAGGUGGAGAGAGUACCUAAGAAACAUGUGGUGGAGGAGUUUGAGGAGUUUGACUACAGUGACUUCUACGAAGACAUUUCCGCUGUGACAGCAGAUCCUAAUGUCACAGAGUAUGAGAUCAUAGAGUAUGAAGACUACGACAACACAUCAGAUCUCUACCACGUGAACGAGUACGAGUACGAGGAGGAAUACGACGAUCGCUACGGGCCGGCCGAGAGGGAACGAGAGCACUCUAUUAACACACAGGACAUUCCAGAAAAAGGAGAGAAAGGAGAGCCGGGCAUUUUGGGAGCGGGAACGCUGAUUACAGGACCAUACGGGCCUCCGGGACCUGAGGGAGAGGCGGGACCUUCUGGAAUCACAGGACCAGUGGGACCUCGAGGAGACCCAGGGGAGCUGGGUCCGCCAGGGCGGCCAGGCCUUAACGGAGCCGAUGGGAUACCAGGUCCCCCAGGAAACAUCAUGCUCAUUCCGUUCCAGUCAAGUGGUGAUCCAAAGGCAGGUACUGUGGUUUCUGCACAGGAGGCGCAGGCUCAGGCCAUCCUGCAACAGACCAAGCUGGCUAUGAAGGGACCUCCAGGGCCGCUCGGCCUCAGGGGAAGACCCGGACCACUGGGUGCAACAGGUUCCUCUGGGCUGAAGGGGAACAGUGGAGACGUGGGGCCAGUGGGUCCUUCUGGACAGACAGGUGUCUUAGGUCAAAGUGGACGACCUGGGAAAAGGGGUCGAGGGGGUACAGAUGGGGGCCGUGGUGCGAUAGGAGAGACUGGAGGAAAGGGAGAUAGAGGGUUUGAUGGCUUACCAGGUCUCACUGGAAACAAAGGACACAACGGGGAAAGGGGAAAGCCAGGCCUUCUAGGUCCUUCUGGAGAGCCGGGAGAACGGGGCUCUGAGGGUCCAAAUGGACCAAGAGGACAACCAGGCGAUGCUGGUUCCAGAGGUCUGAACGGCCCCAGAGGUCGUUCUGGUCCCUCAGGCCAGCCUGGCAUUCGAGGAAUUGACGGGGCUCAAGGUUCAAAGGGAAACAUAGGAGCUGCAGGGGACAUCGGAGCACCUGGACAGCAAGGCAACCCUGGCAUUGUGGGUUUCCCUGGUCCUCAGGGGUUAGUGGGGCUGCCAGGAGAGAAGGGGCCUCAAGGGAAGAAAGGGAUGCAGGGUUUAGCUGGAAACGACGGGCCCUCAGGUCACCCCGGAAGAGAAGGGACUCCAGGUGAAAAAGGCCUGCCGGGUCCUUUGGGAGUGCAGGGCCCCGUCGGAUACCCUGGACAACGAGGAGUUAAGGGAGCAGACGGAAUAAGAGGAUUAAAGGGAAGCAAAGGUGAAAAGGGGGAGGAUGGUUUCCCAGGGUCCAAAGGGGAGAUGGGAGCAAAAGGGGACGAUGGAGACAACGGACCUACAGGCGGCCGAGGAGAAGAUGGGCCUGAGGGACCGAAAGGACAGUUGGGUCCUCUAGGAGGCGCUGGCACUUCUGGUACUUCUGGGGAGAAGGGGAAACUGGGAGUUCCUGGGCUGCCAGGAUAUCCGGGGCGACUGGGGCCAAAGGGCUCUGAUGGAUUUCCUGGUUCACUGGGAGCUGCAGGAGAGAAAGGGAAGAAAGGUCCCGCAGGACAAGCAGGAGGCGCAGGCCAGCGGGGUCCAAAUGGCGCACGAGGUGGCAGAGGGGCAAGAGGGCCGACUGGGAAAUUAGGAGAAAAGGGCAUCUCCGGACAUGAUGGACCCUCAGGAUCUCCUGGAGAGAGGGGGCCUCAAGGGCCGCAAGGAAGGAAUGGAGAGUCGGGACCUAAAGGAUCAGGCGGUCCAGCUGGGAAAGACGGACUUCCAGGUCACCCAGGUCAAAGAGGAGAGCCGGGAUUCCAAGGGAAGACGGGGCCUCCAGGACCCUCAGGUGUUGUGGGGCCACAGGGCAAAUCAGGUGAAUCCGGUCCUACGGGGGACCGGGGUCACCCAGGGGCACCGGGUGUACCUGGAGAGCACGGUUUACCAGGGGCUGCUGGGAAGGAAGGUGGAAAGGGGGAUCCAGGUCUACCUGGGACAUUUGGAAAGAAUGGUCCUCAAGGACUGAAAGGGUUCAGGGGGAGCAGAGGACCCCCCGGAAUUAUGGGACCUCCUGGUCUGAAAGGAGGAUCAGGACCUACUGGAUCAUCAGGAGCCAUAGGGUCGACGGGUGAGAGGGGCACUCCUGGAACAGCAGGUGCCAUCGGACAGCCUGGUCGGGCCGGAGCAAUCGGAGGACCUGGACCAAUGGGAGAGAAGGGCGAGCCUGGAGAGAAGGGUCCGGUGGGACCAGCGGGUCAGGAUGGAGAUCAGGGUCCUGUGGGGAUGCUAGGGGCUACGGGCCCUGCAGGACCUCCAGGAGACGACGGGGAUAAGGGGGAGCAGGGACUGUCCGGGCAGAAAGGCAGCAAAGGAGACAAAGGGGAAUUAGGCCCCUCAGGCCCCACUGGCAUUCAAGGUGUAAUUGGUCAGUCGGGACUUCCGGGUAUAGAUGGACUGCGGGGCCCCCGGGGCCAGCAGGGCAUGUACGGUCCGAAGGGAGAUGAGGGACUCCGCGGCUUCAAGGGCUCCAGAGGACCAAUAGGAUUACAGGGCAUGCCCGGCCUACCAGGAGAGAAGGGUGAGAGCGGACAUGUGGGACUAAUGGGUCCACCUGGUCAACAAGGCCCCUCUGGUCCUCAGGGAGCUAUUGGGGGACAGGGUCCGGCUGGACGACUCGGGAUGAUAGGACAGCCAGGUGUUGUUGGAGAGAAGGGGGAGGAUGGCGAGGCAGGUGACCCUGGAGCAGCUGGUCUUCCAGGAAGACUGGGAGGAAAAGGAGACCAGGGGGAGAAGGGAGAUACGGGCCUUCCAGGAGCAGCGGGUCCUGCAGGAGCCAGGGGCCUAACGGGAGAGGACGGAGCCAAGGGCAACUCUGGUCCUCCAGGUCUCACCGGGGACCUCGGACAGCAGGGAGAGGCUGGACCCAAUGGGGUGGAUGGUCUGGCCGGGUCUAAGGGAGACACAGGAGACCCUGGGAAAUCUGGACCACCAGGAGCAGCAGGAGAACCUGGACCUUCUGGACCUCCUGGGCGAAGGGGCCACUUGGGAAAAAAAGGAAAAGACGGAAAGGGGGGUCUGAAAGGAGCGAAGGGUGCUUCCGGUUUGGAGGGUCCCAUAGGGAAGACGGGGCCCGUAGGUGCCCAGGGACACUCCGGCAAGCCAGGCCCUAAAGGUUUAAGAGGGAUCCCCGGCCCUGGAGGUGAUCAGGGUUUAAAUGGACCACCUGGCCAGACAGGACCCCCAGGUCCCAUGGGUCCAACGGGAUUGCCAGGACUAAAGGGAGACCAUGGCAAGAAGGGAGACAAGGGUCACGGUGGUCUUAUAGGUCUGAUCGGGCCACCAGGGGACGUCGGAGAAAAGGGCGACAGAGGACUGCCAGGCAACCAGGGACUGUUGGGUCCGAAAGGAGAUGAGGGUCUAGUCGGCCCAUCAGGUCCCCCCGGACCCCCCGGCAUCAAUGGUCUAUCCGGUGGUAUUGGUACAAAGGGCUCUAAAGGAAACCAGGGUCCAAUUGGUGCUCGAGGAGAUACCGGGCCUGCAGGAUAUCCAGGACCACCAGGAAAGCCAGCUGCUGGCAUGUCCCCUCUGCCGGAGCGUGGACGGAGGCGGAGAACCCACACCUCGGUGGAUGGCGCUGCACUUGAAGAGGAGGAGGAGGAGGAGGAGGAGGCGAUGGACGGAGGCGAGGAGGAAUGGAUGCAGCGGGAUCAGGCGGAGCAGGACGGUCGGAUGAAGGAGAAGGAGGGCCAAGGCAUGGAGGAGGUGUUUGCGUCUCUGAACUCUAUGAAAGUAGAGGUGGAUGGUCUGCGUAACCCACAAGGGACGUACCACAGCCCCGCCCGCACCUGCAAGGAGCUGUGGCUCCUCCACCCAGAGCUCCCCAACGGUGAGUACUGGAUAGAUCCCAACCAGGGUUGCCAUCGAGACUCCUUCAAGGUGUUUUGUAACUUCACUGCACAGGGAGACACAUGUCUGCAGCCUGACAAGAAGUUCCAGUCGGUGAAGUUAGCAGCUUGGAAAGGGGAGAAGCCCGACACCUGGUACAGUAAAUUCAGGAAAGGAAAACAGAUUUCCUACUCCGGGGUGGACGACGUUCCAGUCCACGUGGUCCAGUUGACCUUCCUGCAGCUGCUCAGCGCCACUGCCAAGCAGACCUUCACCUACCACUGCCUCAACUCCGCCGCCUGGCUGCACGUCGCCACCUACAGCCACGAACAUGCACUGCGCUUCAGAGGCGCCAACGGGGAGGAGCUAACGCACGAGAACGCACAUUACAUCAGUGCGCUGUACGACGGGUGUCAGACGCGCUCGGGACAAGAGAGGACGGUGUUGGAGUUUGACGCUCCGCUUUCCAACACGCUCCCCAUCAUCGACGUGGCUGUGCCCGAUUUUGGGAAGGGGAACCAGAAAUUUGGUUUCCAAGUCGGUCCGGUCUGCUACAACGGUUAACCGAGCCGGGAGAUUACAACAGGAGUAAUUUAAUAGAGCCAUGGACACUUUUUACAUGCAGGGAGAAAACUACAUUCAAGACUUUAUGGUGCCACAUAUUUAUAAGUUGAUUUACCUACAACAGUGUUCCUUCAUCUAAACAUUCACUCUGUCAUACAGACGUUCAUUCACUCUCCUUAAUUCAUCUUAUUCCUCUCAUACAUUCUCACAACUCACUGGCAUAUUGUGUUUUCAAGAGCAGUAAAUAUAAAAUGUAUUGACCGUCAACCGCAUCCUCAGUUACACACAUUUACAUUUUCUGGAGGAGUGAGUGGUGCUCCCACUGUUUCAUCCAUGUCUAUUCAUACAUUUAUUGAUCUAUGCACUCAAUUCCUAUAGAUAUACUUACACCAGUCAACAUUACGAUCAGUGAGUCAUCGUCAUGAAUAUACAAACACACCGUAUUUAGGCAACAUUCACCGAACACGUUGUUCUGUGAUAUCAUCAAACCUCAAUUUGCUGUGUUGUUUUUUUGUUUGUUGUUGUCAUGUUGUUGUUAUGAUUAUCUGUUAUGUGAUGUAUAUUGGAGUGUAAUUCAUCACGGUGCUAUUAUGCGGCUCCUCGCGGAGCACAUGUCUUUGUAAAAGGGAACUGGGGCAGUGCAUUUUUUUUAUUUUUUAUAUUGUGAAACUUUGU